UCCUCAGUUGGUUCAGUUGUUCGAGAAGAGUUGUUGUGAACGGAUAUCAAAACAUUAAAUUCGCCUAACUUAUCGUUAUUAUCCUAAAACCGUUAAAAAAAUGUUAUCGAAAGUGCCAAAUGUGUUACUGAAUAAUGGCAUAAGUAUGCCGAUCCUAGGACUCGGAACAUGGGGUUCUCCACCCGGAGAAGUUGCACAGGCUGUUGCAGAUGCUAUUGAUGCCGGUUAUCGCCACAUUGAUUGUGCUCAUGUGUAUGGAAACGAACAUGAGGUCGGUGACGGUUUAAGUGCGAAAAUCAAGGAAGGAGUCGUUAAGAGGGAAGAAAUGUUCAUCACAAGUAAAAUUUGGAAUACAUUUCAUCGACCUGAUUUGGUACGCGGUGCUCUGGAAACCACUCUGAAAAAUCUGAAAACUUCUUAUCUCGACUUGUAUCUGAUACAUUGGCCGUUCGCUCUAAAAGAAGGGGACUCGCUGUUUCCUCAGGACGACAAAGGCAAUCCAGUGUACUCGUACGUUGAUUUUGUGGACACUUGGAAGGCUAUGGAAAAGUGUGUUGAUGAUGGCCUUACUAAAAGCAUCGGAAUCAGCAAUUUCAGUAAAAAUCAAAUGCAGAAGAUCCUUUCCAACUGUCGCAUUCCACCAGCUACCAAUCAGUUCGAAUGUCAUCCCUAUCUACCCCAACGAAAACUCAGUGAGUAUUGUAAGUCACAAAAAGUUACAGUCACAGCGUACAGUCCGCUGGGUUCGCCGAAUCGUCCAUGGGUUACGAACGAUGAUGUCGUUUUACUGGAAGAUCCGAAGAUCGUUGCACUUGCAAGCAAAUACAAGAAAACGGCAGCCCAAAUUUUGAUCCGUUAUCAAAUCCAACGGGGACAUGUGGUCAUCCCGAAGUCGGUGACGAAGGCUCGAAUCAUUUCAAACUUCAAUGUGUUUGACUUUGAACUGAGUGAAGAUGACAUCACGCAGAUCGAUAGCUUUGACUGCAACGGCAGAAUUUGUCCAUUAACUGACUACAAAACGCACCCAGACUGGCCAUUCAACGAUGAGUACUAAGCACUUAAUCGAAGGUGGUUUUUCUGACUUUAUCGUGGUAGCACCUAGCCUUGUCAUUUUAUUAUUAAACCAUAGAACUCUCGACAGUGCUAUGAUUAAACUAUAAGUUCAUUUGUAUUGAUGCCAGUAUUCAUUCAGCCUAAUAAAGCGAAACAAUUAAACUAA
Molecule: messenger RNA, 1219 nt
Organism: Bradysia coprophila
Lineage: Eukaryota; Metazoa; Arthropoda; Insecta; Diptera; Sciaridae
Product: aldo-keto reductase 1B-like
Molecular function (GO): oxidoreductase activity
Source: RefSeq, a predicted model, not a curated record